Bipolaris oryzae ATCC 44560 is the source of this 2442-nucleotide messenger RNA. RefSeq lists its product as uncharacterized. NCBI's taxonomy places the organism in Eukaryota, Fungi, Ascomycota, Dothideomycetes, Pleosporales, Pleosporaceae. The record is from RefSeq and is a predicted model, not a curated record. Gene Ontology annotation, biological process: glycerophospholipid catabolic process. The coding region runs from base 1 to 2442 and encodes 813 amino acids. Gene Ontology annotation, cellular component: cytosol. Gene Ontology annotation, molecular function: A2-type glycerophospholipase activity. The transcript is spliced from 2 exons.
AUGGCCGGCUAUAGGAACACGCGCAAUUUGGGCCAACUUUGGCUGUGUGGGACGCGUCGUGGGCCCAGGGCAGCCACCCUCGGUCUUCGCUAUGGCCCUCCUUGCCUGCUUGCCACCGCUGCCACCGGCUACUUGAUAUCUCCGUACUCUCCAUACCCGCUGUUACGUCCCAUUCAACUCGAUGCGCCGUCUCUCAAGCGAUACAUAUUUGGUGGUGGUGGUGAUGCCAAGACUGAGACGACGUCCGCCGGGGAUGCCGAAAGGCAGAUUAACAAAGAAGGUGAAGGCAAGUCAGGAGAGCAGGACGCACCACCCCAGACUCGCGUUGUGAGGGGCUACGGUAGCGAGGAUGAGGGCGACAAUCGAACCGGAGAGAGCCAGUCCGCCUGGCAGACCAUCACGGACAAAUUCCCAAAGUCGCCCUCUCCCUCCAAGAUUGGCGAUACCAUCAUUGACUACAUUGUGCCCAAUUGGGUCAAGGUCAUGCCUGGCUUCAUCCGUAAGCUGCAGAAUGAACUCUCAAUGGCCCCAGGCUCCUUGGCCGAAGAGAUAUGGCGCGAGGCCAAUGAUCCCGAGAUCAACCCAGAGAUUGUCUGGGAUGCUUCUGUCAGGGUUUCCAACGAGCUGUGCCAGGAAGAAAAGUCUUUCUUGGAGAAGCGUGCACACUUCACCAAGGCUGCACUUGCCCGCUACCUUGAUAUCCCGGAAGCCACAAUCCACCCCGACGACGUUCCCGUCAUUGCAAUGUGCGGCUCUGGAGGAGGACUACGCGCUCUUGUUGCCGGCACAUCUUCAUACUUAUCCACCAAGGAAGCAGGCCUCUUCGAUUGUGUCACUUAUACGGCAGGAGUCAGUGGCAGCUGCUGGCUGCAGACACUCUACUACUCAGAGCUCAGUCAACGUAGCCAUGCUCGUAUGAUUCGUCAUCUCAAGAAUAGGCUUGGCGUACACAUUGCUUUUCCUCCUGAUGCGCUUGAACUGCUCGUCAGUGCCCCAACGAGCAAGUAUCUACUAAGCGGCCUCGUAGAAAAGGCAAAGGGUAUCCCAGACGCCGACUUUGGUCUUGUAGACAUCUAUGGCGCUCUGCUUGCUGCACGCUUGCUCGUUCCCAAAGGCGAGCUGUCUGUUAGCGAGUACGACUUCAAGAUAUCAAAUCAGCGACGAUUCACCGACAAUGGCUCACAACCACUCCCAAUCUACACUGCCGUACGACACGAGAUUCCUCUCGCCGAACAGUCAGACGACAAGAAUGCUAUCGAGGCAGAAGCGCAGGCGAGAAAGGAGGCCUGGUUUCAGUGGUUUGAGUUUACCCCAUAUGAGAUGUGGUGCGAGGAGCUAUCGGCCGGUAUACCAACAUGGGCCAUGGGUCGCCGUUUCCAGAAUGGCCGAACUGUCUGGCGAGACAACGGCCUAGCAUUGCCCGAAGUGCGCGUCCCACUGCUUAUGGGUAUUUGGGGAUCCGCUUUCUGCGCAACACUAUCACAUUAUUACCGUGAAAUUCGUCCUCUUAUGCGCAGCUUGACAGGUCUGGGCAGUAGCAUAGAUGCCAUGAUUGCGGAGCGGGAUGAUGACCUUGUUAAAGUACAUCCCAUCGAUCCUGCUGCAAUGCCUAAUUAUGCUCUCGGUAUGCGCGAGUUUCUUCCUCCGACCUGUCCCGAAAGCAUCUUUCAACAAAAGAAUUUCCAAUUCAUGGAUGCUGGCAUGUCUAAUAACCUGCCUAUCUAUCCCCUGCUCCGACCAGGACGCAACGUGGAUAUACUUGUUGCCUUUGACGCUUCUGCCGAUGUGAGAACCGACAACUGGCUCAAAGUUGCCGAUGGAUAUGCUCGGCAGCGCGGGAUCAAGGGAUGGCCAGUUGGUGCAGGCUGGCCGCCCGCUGACGAAUCCAUGGAAGAAAUUCAACAAGACCUCGAUCGUGCCGAAGCCAAAAGUGAACAAGAAGCCCAAGAAAAACUCAAUCAGGCCCAAGAAAAGGACGGUCCCACCAAGAAGAAGAUUGAGGACUUGGGCUACUGCAACAUCUGGGUCGGAACCACUGAAGAGCGUACUUCUGACUCUGCAUCGCCAGAAAGCAAGCAGGUCGAAGAAGACUGGGAGCUCAUGCACCCAAAUUCUGGAAUCACCGUCAUCUACUUUCCCUUCCUCGCCAACCCGAAAGCGCCUGGUGCAGAUCCCAAGGUCAGCGACUUUAUGUCAACAUGGAACUUUGUGUACACCCCUGAGCAAAUCGACAGCGUUGUUGAUCUUGCGCGGGCAAACUACAACGAGGGUGCUGAGCGCACCAAGCGCACUGUAAGGGCUGUGUACGAGCGCAAGAAGAGACAGAGGGAAGAGCGGGAAAAGGAAGAGAGGGAGAGGCGGUGGCGGUGGAAGUUGAGUCAGGGCAGGAUUGCGGGGAGAAGGAUUGGCGGUGAUAGUGAACAUGGGGAUCAGUUUAGCUGA